AUGGCGGAGAUGGUUCAAGAUGUUUCUGAAGCGGAUAAACGACAUCUCGUUGAACUCGUCAAAGAACUCAGGUAUAAAAAAUAUGUUUCAGUUUCAACACUUCUGAACUCGUCUUAACUCACAGAUUUGCUACUUAGAGUAGCAAUUUGUGGGCGCAAAACCAAAAGGCCUAGCACAGCCUUGUCCCUCAAUGCCUCUUUUUCCAGACGCUCCAAUGCGGUGCUCCGGGCAGAAACGGAUAUGUAUGAGCGGUAUAUUAGCCGCUUGGACCCCAGGGACUUGGUUCCUCAGCCUUUAUCAGAUUCCCUGGGAGCAGCUGCAGCAUCACAGUUGGAGAUCGGAGGGGUAUGAGAAAGCAUCUUGCACAACUUCCACCAACGUAAUGUGUUGAAUGAAAUGUAUUGCCCUGCCCUAAAUGGUAUUUGAUCUCUUGUGAUUGACUCAUGCGCUAUAGUCUCGUCGUCCACUAUAACCUCAUAGGUAUAAGUCUUCUGUUCAAGUUUGACAACACAUAUCCUAGUCUUGGCCGGUUAUUAGUUACAAAUAUGAGUCCUGUUAACUUUCUCCAUUUCAGGAUGCUGGGGCUGGGGAUGAAUAGCCCUAAGCCUACCGGUAUUAUUAUAUGGUUGGCUAAGGCUUGUGUGGGAAAUACAAAGUGUGUGUAUUAUUACCAUAGAAAAAUAAGGGUUAUUACUGCAUGUUUGCAUGCUUGUAUUUCUAUUGUUCAGGGCCGUGGGAGAAAGAUUAAAACACGGACAAUGGCUCUGGAGCAGUUGCAACGUCUGACAUUGGAGCAAAAGUGUGACAUGGCACAGAGAGAGUUAGAUGAAACCAGGGAGGACCUGGAGAAACUGAAGGAGAGCUCAGAGAGAGUGCUCCACAACUAUAAGGUAAACACAACAUACAAACAGAGAGAGAACGGAGAGAGAAAGACUAUUCUGGAUCUGUGUAACCUGCAGAGGAAUCUGUGAUUUGGUUUAGCUGUGGUCUAUGUAGUUAAGAUGCACUGAAACCCAUUCAGAUUUCUGGGAUUAUUAUAUCAAAAGCUUGAUAACCAAUCAUUUCUGGGCCCCUUCCCCAUAUCAGGCAACUCUGGAGGAAGCAGAUAUUCGACUUGUGGAGGUCAAGAAAGCAAGUUAUGAGUUUGACCGUGAUGUCGCUAAGGUGUUGAGGGAGAAGAGAGGUGUCAUGAUGGGAGCAGAGAAGGUCAUUCGUUAUUUUGAGGACAGGAUGAGAGCAAAGGUAAGCAAGCAGCAUGUCAUGCAGGGUGGUCAGGUCAGAGUUCUUAAAUCACAUUUGGUUCCUCACUUGAAUUACAAAUCUUGGAAGUAAUGCAAGCUUCAAUAUCAGCAUUCACUGUUACCGACUGCUGCCCUGUUUCUCUGACCUCAUCAUGUGUUCAUCUCAUCCUGCUGCUACCUUUACUUCAUCAUACAGGACACACUGGUUGAGAAGCUGCGGUUGAAGAAUGCAGCUCUCCAUGUGCAGAAGAGGAAGCUGCAGUUACAGCUACGACAGAAAGAGGAAAUGGGUGAAGCCCUGCACGAGGUGGAUUUCCAGCAGCUGAAGAUCGAGAACAGCCAGUAUCUCAAACGCAUUGAUGAAAGAAACCAGGACAUUCUGCGCCUAAAACUCCUGGCAGGAAACACCCUGCAGGUUCUCAACUCCUACAAGGUUUGAUUCCUAUUCAAACACUGUUGUAUGUACAUCUCAUUUCUCUUUUCUUGUGCAGGGGUGUGAUCAGGUUCAGGAGAGUGGAAUUAUAUAUUCCUGGUUGGGGAAUCUGAACUUGAGUUUUAUCAGUUUAUCUCAAGGGAUCUACCUCUCAAGGCUUAAUUUCAUCACCCAGGCCCAACUAAGGUACUUUACCUGUGUUGUGUUACUAGGUACGUGGGGGUUUGGGAGUUUGAUAAGGAAAUGUGUUGUUGUUCCCAUUGCAGAAGAAGCUGCAGAGCAUGACAUGUGAGUCAAAGCUGCUUAGUAGUGACAUCGCCUCCCGUAAGGAGAUGCUGGUGAAGAUCGAGGAGGAGACACUGCAGGCAGAAGAGGUCAAUUUAACAUUCACCUGUUUAGUUUUUAACCAAUAUCAUACAAGUUUUGUAGCCAACUAGUCAGCCAUGUUUGCAACACUGCUGGUGGGUAGGCUAAUAUCCCCCUCUCUGUGUCCUUCUUGGGCAGGAGCGAGCCAAGGCAGAGACUCUUAACAGAAAGCUGCGAGGCCAGCUGGCAGACUUCCGUGUUCCCCACGUGCUGCAAUACAUCACAGCUAAGGCCUCCCAUAGCCAGCUCGAGCAGAGUGUCCGGGCCUGGGAACGAAAAGUCAAGAUCUCUGAGGUGAGAGACAAGGUUGUAGGUUAGAGUUAUAACUUUACUUAUGAAGGGUACCUACAGAAGGUACGUACAUACUUCAUAACACAUUCAUAAUAAUAUUUUCAUUUUGUAUUGCGGUUGGCUUCUGUUCUGCUUAUGAAUUUGUAAAUUGUUAUUAAGUCCUUACCUACGUAGGUACCCUUUUUAAGUAAUGUUAUCAAGUUGGGUAAGGAACAUGCAGUUCUGAAAUUAUCAUUAUAGAACCAGAAAGUUCCUGAUAUCCAUCCCAUCCAUACAGAUGGCUCUGAAGACACACACCAAGACCUGGAACAAGCUGAAGAAAGCUGCAGGAGCGGGACCAGUCACAGCCCGGUGA
Messenger RNA from Coregonus sp. 'balchen', 2686 nucleotides. The record is from the annotation of a GenBank genome assembly. NCBI's taxonomy places the organism in Eukaryota, Metazoa, Chordata, Actinopteri, Salmoniformes, Salmonidae.